CUAACCAAGAAAAUCCCCAGAGCCAAGAGAAGUAAAAAAAUUCAGUAGAACUCGAUGCAGGAGGAGAAAUGCAGUCGCUGGGUGAGAACACCUUGGCAGCCCUCGCCCAGUCCGACGAUUUCCUCUCCCUGCAGACCUGGAGGGAGCCCCUCAAGGAGUCCCGCCCUAAUAUAUCCCCAAAAACGAAGGAUAAUACGUCCUUGGAGGCUUAUUUCAACGAGAGUCUAGUUCUUUCACGGUCACGAUACAGUCAAGAGACCCAGAAACAGUACCUGACGCCCCCCAGGUUGUCAAAGCGAAAAAAAACCACGAGAAAUGCCUCUCCACCCCUGGAGACCGUCGACCCUAUCGCUCCCCCAUUACCCUCAGACAAUCGUCAAUCUUCAAAAGAACCAGACCAACCCCCUCAGCCCUCCUCAUCCUCACGACAAGAUCCACCCAAAAACCAUAAAACCUUGAAAAAAGUUUUGAAGUACUCAACAAUUGCCACCUCCCCGUUGUGGUCGCCCCCCAGCCUCACAAAAUCCUUAGAAUCCUUAGAAUCCUCAGAAUGCUCUUCAUUCAAAUGUCAGAAUCCUCUCGCAUCCCUCCAGGACCCCUCACCAUCCUCAAGAUCAGACUUGAACCCUCAGUCACCUGUUCCCUCCCUGGUAUCCACCCAAGAUCGUGUGAAGCUCUCCUCCUGGGGUCUACCUCCCCCAAUCCUGUCAAAAUACCACUCUCGAGGACUCCACUCGAUGUUCCCCUGGCAGGUGGACUGUCUCUCCAUCCCCCACCUCCUCAUCUCCUCGAGGAAUCUCGUCUACUCAGCACCAACAUCCGCUGGCAAAACUCUCGUCUCCGAGAUACUCGUGAUAAAGACAGUAAUCGAACGUCAAAAGAAAGUAAUCUUCAUCCUUCCGUUCGUCUCGGUCGUCCGGGAGAAGAUGUACUACUUCCAGGAUUUAUUAUCGGACUCUGGAGUGCGAGUGGAGGGUUUUAUGGGAGGAGUUCAGCCCCCAGGUGGAAUUACUUCAGCUGACGUGGCAAUAGCAACAAUUGAAAAAGCAAAUUCCCUAAUUAAUCAAAUGAUGGAAGCAGGAGAACUGGAGAACCUGGGGGCAGUUGUAAUCGACGAGCUGCACCUGUUAGGGGAUCCUUUCAGGGGAUACCUCCUGGAGCUGCUCCUGACGAAAAUAAAAUACAUGACAUUAAAAGUCGAGAGUGUAAAAAUCCAGCUGAUAGGAAUGUCAGCGACUCUACCUAAUCUCGAUGUUCUCGCCAAGUGGCUCGACGCAGAGCUCUUCAGGACGGAUUUUCGACCAGUCCCCCUGCAAGAGCUCUGCAAGAUCGGCGCAACGAUCUACGACGAUCACCUGACACCCCAAAAAACCCUUGCUACACGUCCAGACCUCCCCCAGGAUCCCGACAACAUCCUCAGCCUAUGCCUGGAGACACUGGAAGACGGCCAUAGCGUCCUGAUCUUCUGUCCCACGAAGAACUGGUGCGAGACCCUAGCCCAGCAAAUCGCUAAGUCCUUCUGUCAACUGGGGAGAACAGAGACUCCAGCAGGUGAAAGUCUACGCUGUCAGUUGAACAGGGAAAUGAUAAUGGACACCCUGGAGCAACUGAAACGUUCACCCUCGGGUCUCGAUGACGUCCUGAGAUCGACAGUGUCUUUUGGGGUGGCGUAUCAUCACGCAGGACUGACGAUGGACGAGAGGGAUAUCAUCGAGGGGGCAUUUCGCACUGGGGCCCUCAGAGUCCUGACAGCCACUUCAACACUCAGCAGUGGAGUUAAUCUCCCAGCGCGACGAGUCAUCAUCAGGACGAUUAUGUUUCAUGGGCGACCCAUCGACACCCUCACGUACAAACAAAUGAUCGGUCGAGCUGGGAGAAUGGGAAAGGACACCGCAGGUGAGAGUAUCCUCAUCUGCAAACCGACAGAGCGGACAGCAGUGAAAAAUCUAUUGAAAUCCACCCUGCAGCCCAUUGAGUCCUGCCUGCAGAGCUCAGGACCCCUCAUCAGAAGUCUCCUGGAGGCAGUGGCUUCAGAGGUCGCUUACACCCUCGACGACAUCCUCCUGUACACCAGCUGCACAUUGUUGAGCUCAACAAGACUCCAGGAGGAAGUGGAGACCUCCACAAAAUCCGCUGUGGAUUUUCUCGUGGAUAACGAACUGCUGCUCCCCCAGGUCUCUGAAUCCGGGGAGAGAAGGUGGGUGGCCACGCAACUGGGGAAGGCAUGUCUGGCUGCCUCAGUACCACCAAAGGAUGGCCUCUUCCUGUUCCAGGAGCUGGAGAAAGCCAGGAAGUGCUUUGUCCUCGAUACGGAGCUCCACGUCAUUUAUCUCGUCACACCCUUCAGCUCCAGCAGUUUAAUUGGUCAGGUCGACUGGUCCAUCUUCCUGAAUAUUUGGAGGGGAAUAUCAGAGAGUGACAGGAGAGUUGGACAACUCGUGGGUGUCAGUGAGAAUUUCCUCUCGAGAGCAACAACGGGAAAUGUGAAGCAGGGAAAAAUUCUGGAUAUUCAUAAAAGAUUUUACACAGCUUUAGCUCUUCACGAUCUCGUCAGGGAGGUUCCACUGGGUGUCGUUUGCAGGAAGUACUCCUGCUGUCGAGGUGUUAUCCAAAGUCUUCAGCAGACAGCAGCGACCUUCGCAGGAAUGGUCACACAAUUUUGUAAGAAACUCGGUUGGAGCUGCGUUGAGCUCCUGGUGUCGCAGUUCCAGGCGAGGCUGCAGUUUGGAGUGUCCAGGGAAUUACUGGAUCUUCUGAGGCUUCCGACGUUGAAUGGACUGAGAGCGAGGAGCCUCUUCAGGGAGGGAAUCACCACUGUCGCAGAGUUGGCUGUUGCUGAUGAGAUGGAUGUGGAGAGGGCACUACAUAAGGCACUGCCUUUUGAGAGUGAAAAGGAUUCCGGGGAGGGGGAGAUCGACGCCGAGAGGAGGAAGCAGAUGAGGACAAUUUUUGUGACGGGGCGGGACGGCUUGACACCUCGUGAAGCUGCUGGUCUCAUCGUCAAAGAGGCCAGGGCAAUGGUGCAGAAUGAAUUGGGGGUCGACGGCGUUCACUGGGAGAAGAAAAACUCCAGGAGUGUUGUCCAGGGGUCUCUUUCCACGGUUGAUGAUGGGGAUGUCGUCCUGAGGAUGGAGUCUGGAGUUGAAAACUUGAAUUCAGUGAGUGCCAGGAAUACUCAGAGUGAGAGGAAAAUUCCAGAGGUUUCAGAUUGUCUCUCGAGAUCUUCGAGAGUUCAUGGAAAGAGUUCUGAGGGUUCUGGGAUGACUUCAUCGAUGAGAGACGUCGAAAGUCAUGAGAAAAUUGGGCCAGUGCCUGGAGAAACAGCUGGAGAAAUAGCUCUACUACCAGUAAAAAACCUUGAGUGCACUUCAAAACCUGAAGAGGCUUCAAAGACUCCGAUGAGUUUGUUGAGGACUUCAUUAGCUAAAUCCUCAACCUCCAGGAGUCCAAGCCUCUUCGGGGAUAGUCUGGGUGUGGACACACAAGAGUACAAUGUCCUGGAGCAAAACGUCAUAGACCUCGAUGACUCAGUCUUCUCAGAUACUGAGAUAUCAGUCUUCAAGACUUCAGGGACGUCGAAAAAUCGAAACUCCAGUAAAUCGAAACCCAGGGAAAAUUCUGUGGAAUUUGUGAGACCAGAGGCACCUUCUCGUCCCGCCUCAGUAGCUGAUGAGAACCGGAGUAAAUCUUUAGUGUGGGACGAGGAUUCCUGGAAUAACACGAAUGGGAUUAUCGAGACUGUGAAGAAGCUCCGGACACCACCGCAGCCCCAGAAGCCGAGUAAAAUCAUUCCCAAGGAAAAAUCCACCCUGGGAAAAAUCAGGAAGACGUCGAAGAGAAAGUUGAGUAGUCCAGGAGUAGAGAAAUCUCCGAUCGUCAAUGUGAUAUCUUAUAACAGUCCUGGAGGGCUCUCUACAGGGUCUAAUAAAUCCGAAGAGGACGUAAUCGUGGCUUCCCAGAAUGCAGACAGAACUACGAGCAUGAGGACGAGGACGAGGAUGAAAUUGGAGUCCAUCAGGAUCAGAACUCAGGGAACAGCCUUGAAGACCCAGGCGACGAUCCCCAGGUUGAUGCGUCAACAGAUUUCUAAUUCCGAGACUUUUGUCUGCGACGACUGCAGCGUUGAAAGUGUUGUCGUCAAUUCUGAUGAGGAAACACCGUUGAAGAGGAAUAAUCCCUCCAGAACAAAAAUCGCUCUGAAAACUCAGAAGGGCUCCCAGGAGAAGAUGGGGUUGAGGGCCCUGGAGGUCAUUGACGUUACAGAGACACGAAUAACCGAUCAGAGAAUCACAAAGACAAAAUCCUAUGAGCCAUCAAAACCAAAAUUUAAAAAAAAUAUAAAUCUUCAACUUGAGGAGGAAAGAGUUCCCCAGGAGAGAGUGAAAAAACCGGACUUCAAGAUCCUCAAAAUUAUUAACAUUACGGAGAAGGAAAAAUUCACGGAAUUCAAGGAUAAAUUAUCAACGAAAACCGAAAUAUCUCUGGCAUUAGCUUGCGAGCCGUACCUGAAGGACACAAUUACUAUUGGUACAAAAAUAAUCGGUGCCUCGACCCUCCAGGAGUCGGGGAGAAAAACCAGGAGAAUAGAGACAUGCGUUCACAAUGACAGACGUCUCUGCGGGGUCGCAAUGUCUUGGGGGGAUUCUGUGUAUUUUCUUUCUUUCGAGAACUCCGACGUGAACAGGAUAUCCAUGAAGGAGCGAAUGGCAUUUCUGACGGAACUGUUGUCCUCCAGGACAGUCAUCAGGUGCUUCUCCACGAAGGAGACGUACAAAACUUUGUUCAGAUGCUGCAGUAUUAGCCCCUCCAGUGGAUUCCUGGACCCCCAGGUGGCUGAUUGGUUGCUUCAGUCGGAUUCCCCGGAGAAAACCUUCAUCAAUAUGGUCCAGGAACACCUGCCAGAAGGCCUGGGUCUCCUCCAGCGACUGGGCCCCUUGUCAGGACCAUCCGGGCCGGGUUUAAACCUCCGGAGCUCGACUUCCAGUGAUCUCAGGGCCUCCACAGAGGCGCUACUGACAUUCUGGAUGCUCCAGGCCCUCUCGAAGAAGCUGGAGAAGAUUUCCAAGAGGUUACUAAAGACAUUUGAAGACGUGGAGAUGGGGACUGUGGUCUUGCUCGCCAGGAUGGAGCUCACAGGUCUUGGAAUUAAUCUUGAGGCCCUCCAGAGGCUAUCGUCAGUCGUUCAAGAUCAACUCUCGAAUAUUGAGGCGAGGGCUUAUUCACUGGCUGGAAGGAAAUUCAACUUCUCCUCGUCGAAGAGUGUCGCUGGAGCCUUGGGGAUGGAUACCACGAAAAAGGUCUGCACUAACAAGGCAACGCUGGAGGCCUCCAACCACCCGAUAGCCAAACUCGUGGUAAACUGGAGAAAACUCUCAUCAACGCACAUGAAGAUGAUUUAUCCUCUGCUGACCCUCGCAGGAAAAUCCUCGAGGAUCCACGGUACGUGUGUCACUCACACAGCAACUGGAAGGGUCUCCAUGCAUGAGCCUAAUCUCCAGAAUGUUCCCAGGGAUUUUCAAUCGAUAGACAACGACUCCAUCAUCAGUGUCCGGAUGGCUUUUGUGCCAGGAACGGGAAAUGUCAUUGUCUCAGCUGAUUACUGCCAAUUAGAAUUAAGAAUUUUGGCGCACUUCUCCGAGGAAGAGAGACUCCUGGAGGCGCUGAGAAGACCAGGCGAUGUCUUCAGAAAUAUCGCAGCUAAAUGGUACAACAAGGACGAGGAGGGAAUUGAUGAUGGUAUGAGACAGAGAACUAAACAGUUGUGCUAUGGGAUGAUUUAUGGAAUGGGCACCAGGAGUUUGGCUGAGACUCUGCAGGUGGACGAGGCAGAGGCUCGAGUCUUCAUGGACACCUUCAUGAGGAGUUAUCCAGGUGUCAAGGCCUGGUUGGCUGAUGUUGUGGAAGAAGCGAGGAAACAGGGAUUCGUGGAGACCCUGAUGGGGAGGAGAAGAUGUCUCCCGGGGUUGAGGAGUGAAAUACCUGGGGAGAGGGGACAGGCCGAGAGGCAGGCUGUCAAUACCAAGGUCCAGGGAUCUGCUGCGGAUCUCGCCAAGAUGGCGAUGCUUGAUGUCGAUAGGAGGAUGACAAGGCACUUUCAGGGGGCACUUGUUAUGCCAGAGGUACCUGCUGGAAGAAAGCUCAGGAGCAACAGGGAUAGCGGACUCAGGGGGGGAUUCCUGGUGCUCCAGCUGCAUGAUGAACUCAUUUAUGAGGUGAAUCAGAGGGACCUGGGGGAUGUCGUCGGCAUCAUCAGGGAGGGAAUGGAGGGCGUCGUCGGGGAUGGUAUCAAGGUGCCAUUGCCUGUCAGGGUCAAGGUCGGCACCUCCUGGGGAAAUCUUGAAGAGUAUCAAACUCACUAGGUUCUUUAUUUAAUCAAUUGUUGUAUUUUAUGUUUAGGGAAAUGAAGUUCAUGCGUUUUGUCAAAAUUUUUCAAAUUUACAUUUUUUGUGAGUUUUUUAAUUGUUUAUGAUUGAGUGUAAAUAGUGAAAUAUUUUAGGCGUUUUUUGCCGUCGAAUUUUUACAGAAGUUUUAAUGAUCUUGUGUGAUUAAAAGAAAUUAUUGAUAGGGAGAAAUCUCCGUUCGUUUUUGAGAUCAGAUUUUGUAUAAUAGUCCCGAUUUUAAAAGAAAUAGAAUCAUUCAUUUUUUUUACGCAUUAGAGAUGAAUUAUUUAAUAUUAAGCGAGUGCCCAUCGAACAACUGAAAUGUAUUUAUUUGUGGAUAUGAAGAUAUUAACGACUGAUUAGAAGAACU
Messenger RNA from Fopius arisanus, 6750 nucleotides. It is a transcript of the gene DNApol-theta, whose product is annotated as DNA polymerase theta. Gene Ontology annotation, biological process: double-strand break repair via alternative nonhomologous end joining; DNA-templated DNA replication. The record is from RefSeq and is a predicted model, not a curated record. Gene Ontology annotation, molecular function: DNA binding; ATP binding; DNA-directed DNA polymerase activity. The transcript has 2 exons. Lineage: Eukaryota; Metazoa; Arthropoda; Insecta; Hymenoptera; Braconidae. Bases 69 to 6359 code for a protein of 2096 amino acids.